AUGCAUCCGACACAGUCGUCGCUGCUUCCGCCGCCAAAUCCCUCUAGCGCCCAUUCGUCGUCCGCUACCAGUCCCGUACAUAUUUCUAGAGACACAUCUCCCUUUACCGAUCUGCCCCACCCCGAUGCCUUGGAACUCGACGACUACACGAAGCAUCCCGAUCAAGACGACGACGACGAUUUCGCUUGGGACGACAACUACGACGAAGACGACAGAGGCAUGCCUUCGGAUCUACGACACACUGCAGACAGCAGGUCGCAUGCUGCUCCUCUCCUGACACCGGAGAACAAGCACCGCGACUAUGCCUCCCCGCCUGCGAGUGCUGCCCUCCGAGAACGUCGCUCACGUCUGCGAGAACGAGACCCCGAUGUGGCUGCCGCCCAGGCCACAAAGCAAAAGUACACCUAUGCUGCCGCCUUUCUCAUCCUCAGCUUGAUCUCCUUUACCAUCCAAACAGAGACGGCCGUCUACAUUCAACAUUCUUUACAUUGGAACAAAGCAUACUGCAUGCUGUACCUCACCCAUGGCAGCUGGAUCCUGCUAUGGCCAACACAACUAGCCAUUCUGCGCUUGCAGAAGCUAAACAUGCCGUGGGACUCCUUCUGGCGCAGACACAAGGCCAUCUUGAGGAGCACGGCUCAGAUGGUCGAGCAUCAAAGAUUGGACAUUCCACACCACAUGCAAAAGCAGUCACCUAUCCCAUACUUCCUCAAGAUGACUUCCAUGGUCACUUGCGCACUCACUGUCGCUGGCGGCAGUUGGUACGUUGCUGUCGAUCUGACCACCGCCUCGGACUUGACAGCCAUCUACAACUGCUCCGCCUUUUUCGCAUAUGCCUUUGCCAUCCCUCUGCUAGGAGAACACUUCAAGUGGAACAAGGUCUUUGCGGUAGGAGUUGCCAUCAUCGGUGUACUGGUAGUCGCAUACGGCGACGUCAGCCCCAGCAAACACGGAAGCAAGUCCGGUGGUGGCGCAGGUGGCCCUACAGCCCCAGAACCCGAAGAGGCCUCCAACCGUGCUCUCGGUAACCUUGUCAUCGGUGUUGGUAGCGUCCUCUAUGGCUUCUACGAGGUCUUGUACAAGAAGGUCGCUUGUCCACCAGAAGGCUGCUCACCCGGCCGCGGCAUGAUCUUCGCCAACACUUUCGGCUCCCUGAUCGGCCUUUUCACCUUGACCGUCCUCUGGAUCCCCAUCCCCAUCCUACAUUACACCGGCAUAGAAACCUUUGAACUUCCUACAGGAGAGGCAGCUUGGAUGCUUUUAAUCUCCGUCAUGGCAAACGCCACAUUCUCCGGCUCUUUCCUCGUUCUUAUUUCCCUCACCUCGCCAGUAUUGAGCUCUGUUGCUGCUCUGCUGACUAUUUUCUUGGUCGCCGUUGUGGAUCAAUUGCUUCCUCCUCCGCUCAACUCGCCUUUAUCGAGUGCUGCUGUUGCGGGUGGCUUGCUUAUUAUCGUGGCGUUCUUGUUGUUGGCGUGGGCUACUUAUAGAGAGAUGAUUGAAGAGAGGCGGAAAAAGGAGAGUGAGGCUGAGAUUGAGAGUGAUAUCGAGAGUGUCAUCUAG
Aureobasidium subglaciale EXF-2481 is the source of this 1560-nucleotide messenger RNA. RefSeq lists its product as uncharacterized. The transcript has a single exon. The record is from RefSeq and is a predicted model, not a curated record. Bases 1 to 1560 code for a protein of 519 amino acids. NCBI's taxonomy places the organism in Eukaryota, Fungi, Ascomycota, Dothideomycetes, Dothideales, Saccotheciaceae.